Cryptomeria japonica (Japanese cedar) is the source of this 648-nucleotide messenger RNA. RefSeq lists its product as uncharacterized. Bases 1 to 648 code for a protein of 215 amino acids. The transcript has 3 exons. NCBI's taxonomy places the organism in Eukaryota, Viridiplantae, Streptophyta, Pinopsida, Cupressales, Cupressaceae. Gene Ontology annotation, molecular function: nucleic acid binding. The record is from RefSeq and is a predicted model, not a curated record.
AUGAGUGGUACUGUGCUCACUCCAAACACUAGUUACCAUCCCCAAAUAGAUGGACAAAUGGAAGUAGUGAACAAGUGGUUGGAAGGCUACUUGAGAAACUAUGUGUCAGAACAGCAGAGAGCUUGGGUCAAGUGGCUGCAUAUAGGCGAGUACUACUACAAUUUUUCUUUUCAUAUGUCGAUUAAGAUGUCUCCUUUCUUGGCUCUUUAUGGGUAUGAAGCACCUAGCUUUGUCGAUUUGGUGUUUGGUGAGAGCAAAGCACCCCAAGCCAAGGACUUGUUGCAGCAAAGUCAAGACAUCAUGAAAUCCUUGAAGGAUAAUCUGCAGAUUGCACAGAAUCAGGUCAUCAGAAAAGUUGGGGUAGUAGCUUAUGAGUUAGAGCUACCUUCUGAUAGCCGAGUGCAUAAUGUUUUCCACGUGUCUCGUCUCAAGAAGGCACUUGGACAUAAUGUGGUUGCUUCAUCACAGUUGCCGCCUUUGGAUGAGGAGGGACAGUUAGUUCUAAUUCCAGAGGAGAUACUUGAUUUCAAAGAAUGUUCUUUGAGGAAAAGAACUAUCAGAGAAUACCUGGUGAAGUGGAAGAACCUGCCUAUGGAGGAUGCGACUUGGGAAAGUGAUGAGAUUCUACAGCAUCCUGGGCAUGAUUGA